AUGCACCCCGGGCCGCCCCGCGCCGCGCUCCGCCUGUGGCUGGGCUGCGUCUGCCUCGCGCUGGUGCAGGCGGAUAGCCCCUCGGCCCCAGUGAAUGUCACCGUGAGGCACCUCAAGGCCAACUCUGCAGUGGUGAGCUGGGACGUCCUGGAGGAUGAGGUCGUCAUUGGAUUUGCCAUCUCUCAGCAGAAGAAGGACGUGCGGAUGCUGCGCUUCAUCCAGGAGGUGAACACCACGACCCGCUCGUGCGCACUCUGGGACCUGGAGGAGGACACCGAGUACAUCGUGCACGUGCAGGCCAUCUCCAUUCAGGGCCAGAGUCCGGCGAGCGAGCCCGUGCUCUUUAAGACGCCACGGGAGGCUGAGAAGAUGGCCUCGAAGAACAAAGAUGAGGUGACCAUGAAGGAGAUGGGGAGGAACCAACAGCUGCGGACGGGCGAGGUGCUGAUCAUCGUCGUGGUCCUGUUCAUGUGGGCCGGCGUCAUCGCCCUCUUCUGCCGCCAGUAUGACAUUAUCAAGGACAAUGAACCCAAUAACAACAAGGAAAAAACCAAGAGUGCAUCAGAAACCAGCACACCAGAGCACCAAAGCGGGGGCCUUCUCCGCAGCAAGGUGAGGGCAAGACCUGGGCCCGGGCGGGGGCCCCGUGGCUGGCACCCUGGUAGUCCCCGGGCUGCAGAAGGGGUCAUUGGGGCCUGGCAUGGCUGCAGCUGGACAGAGCCAAGCUUGGCCGCUGCCCGUGUGACACAGGGGACACUGCAAAUUGAUUUUGGAUCCUCUCCUUUUGCAGGGUGCCAGGAGCCAGUAGGGGUUUAA
Balaenoptera ricei (Rice's whale) is the source of this 816-nucleotide messenger RNA. It is a transcript of the gene FNDC5, whose product is annotated as fibronectin type III domain containing 5. Gene Ontology annotation, biological process: positive regulation of brown fat cell differentiation. Gene Ontology annotation, molecular function: protein binding. The record is from RefSeq and is a predicted model, not a curated record. NCBI's taxonomy places the organism in Eukaryota, Metazoa, Chordata, Mammalia, Artiodactyla, Balaenopteridae.